This is a messenger RNA of Dermacentor silvarum, 737 nucleotides long. RefSeq lists its product as uncharacterized. The record is from RefSeq and is a predicted model, not a curated record. The transcript is spliced from 2 exons. NCBI's taxonomy places the organism in Eukaryota, Metazoa, Arthropoda, Arachnida, Ixodida, Ixodidae. Bases 30 to 413 code for a protein of 127 amino acids.
CAACAACGAGUGCGUUCUGUGGAAGCGCUAUGGCGGCGGUGAUACCAUGGCAUCUAGCCCUCGUAUUCGCUGCGACACCAUUUGCCAUGGGCUGUCCGUGUCCGCAGUACCAGUGUAAACUGUUCCGGUACAGCUGCAGGCCACUGCCACACCCAUGCAACGGCCGGGUAGCGCUCGGCGCGGGCUUCUGCGGCUGCUGCUGGCAAUGUAUCAAGCAAAUCAGUAUCGGAGACCCCUGCACUCCUACGGGUCUCUGUCCAGGCCCUACCGAGUGUAAGGAGUCCCUCUACUGCGACCCGGACCAAAGAGCCUGCCUUCCUUUUCCUAUUCCGCCCGCCAGAGUGCCUCGCAACUACGACAACGACACGAACUACAACGACACGGAACUCCUCGAGCCUACCCGAGCCGCAUAAGAAGCGCGGGGGUAAAACGGAGUUUGCUUCGCGUAGUGAGUUGGAGACUGAAGGGCAAUACUUGAAUAAUUGAUAUAGUUUAACAUCAAAAAGAGAGAGAGGUUCAUUAGAUUAAGUGAUCGGCAGUGCGGUGAACAAGGGUUGUUUCGAGCAGGGCACCUGUCCAUCAAUGCAAAGACAAGUCUGCUUGUCGGAACACUCGCGGCACAGACAUCCCUUUCUCGACCACUAUGAUUUUAUACUGGUAAAGUGUCCGUUCUACAUUCCAAUUUCACUCAUUUAUUGCACAAAAAGAUUGAUUACUAUUACAAUAAUAAAAGUGGA